Puntigrus tetrazona (Sumatra barb) is the source of this 4846-nucleotide messenger RNA. It is a transcript of the gene bicdl1, whose product is annotated as BICD family like cargo adaptor 1. Bases 421 to 2274 code for a protein of 617 amino acids. The record is from RefSeq and is a predicted model, not a curated record. The transcript has 11 exons. Lineage: Eukaryota; Metazoa; Chordata; Actinopteri; Cypriniformes; Cyprinidae. Gene Ontology annotation, biological process: Golgi to secretory granule transport; vesicle transport along microtubule.
AGAGAGAGAGAGAGAGCGCGGAGUUGGGAGGAGGCUCGCUCACGAGAGCAAUCCGUGUAUUUGUGUGUCUUAUAGGCCAGGGAUGUGAGCGAAGGGCGACAAUAAUGGGGAAUAACCGGGACCCCGGUGCUCUGGAGUGGACACAGCGACUGGACGGUGACCAUCAAGGGGGUUAACGCGCGGAUCAGCCAUCCCGAGAGGGUUUUACACUGAUUUGGCCGGGCUUGAUGGAUUAUAUUGGGCUCAGUGAUCAAUUGAUUGCCGCCGGAGACCAGAUAAAGCGCGCAUAAUCAUCGCACUGGAUACGAUUUAUCCAUUUCCAUGGCGUUCUCACCCACCCAGAGCCAAGCAGGUCACCUGGACCCAGGACUAAAGCGGGCUCACCGGGUCUAAAGCGCUCGAUCUGUCGUGAUUGAGGCGAUGUCCGCGUCCUGCCUCGAUCUGCGCAGCGCGAUUUCAGCACCACCGCAGCUGGACAGCGACCGCAUGGACCGAGCGCUCGAUCCCAGCCGCCAGAACUCGCCAGACUCCGCCGCGGAAAGCCGGACCCACACGCUGCUACACACCGCGCCGGGGGGGCUCGGCACGGCUCUGGAGGAGGAGCUGGCCGUGCUCACCCGCGAGCGGGAGGAGGACCUGGAGGUAUCCGCCUCGGAGACGCCUGCGAGCGGACAGGACUCUGACCUACUGUCGCUCUUCCGGCAGAAGGAGAAGGACUUGGUCCUCGCUGCUAAACUGGGCAAAGCUCUACUUGAACGAAACCAAGACCUCACAAAGCAAUAUGACAAAAUGACCAAGGAUUUAAACGACAAACUGGAGCUCCUGGAGCAGGAGAAGCACGAGCUGCGGCGGCGAAUGGAGAGUCGCGAGGGCGAGUGGGAAGGCCGGGUGGCGGAGCUGGAGUCAGAUGUGCAACACCUGCAGGGGGAGCUGGAGAGACAUCAGGUGCAGCUGCGAGAGGCCGACCGCGACAAGAGCCGAGCCAUCAGCGAGCUGUCAGAACAAAACCAUCGCCUGCUGGAGCAGCUCAGCAGGGCCGCGGAGGUGGAGAAACAGUUGUCUACUCAGGUUCAUUCAUUACGGGAUGAUUUCAAAGAGAAAAGCAUCUCCACCAACCAGCACAUGACGCGCCUUGAGACCCUGCAGGCCGAGCAAGGGCUUGAAAUAAAGAUGUUGUCCGAGCGUAAGCAGGAACUGGAGCGGCGCAUGAACGGCAUGCUGGAGGAGAACGAGCAGCUUCGGCACACCGUGGACGAGCUCAGAGAACGAACGCUGCUGCUCGAGAAACAGUGUCACGAGAAGGACCUGCAGCUGCGGCAGAGCCAGCUGGAGCUGCAGGAAGUGCGCGCGUCUCACCGGCAGCUGAGCGCGCGUCUCGAGGAGCUGGCGGAGGAGCGCAGUCUGCAGGGCUUCAGCCCGAACCCGCGCAGCCUGCUCUGUGAGAUCGAGCAGAGCAUGGAGCAGGAGGAGCUGGAGCAGGAGAGGGAGCAGCUCCGGCUGCAGCUGUGGGAAGCUUACUGCCAGGUGCGCUCCAUCUGCUCCCAGCUGAGAGGAAAUGACAUCACAGACUCCGCCUUAUCCACCGAUUCGUCCAUGGACGAGUCUUCAGAGACGCUGUCGGCUAAAGACGUGCCCACCGGCAGCUUGCACGCCAGUCUCCUGGAGCUGCGCAGACUCACGCAAAACCUGCUGGACGGCAACGAAUCUACGGGCUCGCGGCGCAGUGACGAGGAGGUCCUGGAGGAGCAGGUGCGCAAACUGAGCGAGGAGCUGCGAGAGCUUAGGGAGCUGUACGAACAGGAGCAGGAAAAGACGCGCAGCGGUCAGGAGGAGGCGCUACAGCUGCAUAAUCAGGCGGCGCUGCUCUCGGUGGAAGUGUCUUCCUCAAGAGAGGAAAACGAGCGCUUGAGAGCGAUGGCAGAAGUGCGCGAGCCCAACGAACAGUUACAGAGCGCCAUACGAGACAGAGAUGAAGCCAUUGCCAAGAAGAAAGCCGUGGAGAUGGAGCUGGCGAAGUGUAAGAUAGACAUCAUGUCUUUGAACAGUCAGCUGUUGGAUGCGAUACAGCAGAAGCUGAACCUGUCUCAGCAGUUAGAAGCCUGGCAGGAUGAUAUGCACAGAGUUAUCGAUCAACAGCUGAUGGAUAAACACCAGGACGAGUGGAAGGAUCCUCCGUACUCCUUCAACGGGUCACGAGGAGGAGCUCCGUCCAGACGAGCGCACCGCCUCUCGGACGGAGACAAGCGCCUCUUUUCAUUCUUCAAGAAGAACUGAGACUAUCUGAAGACAUGGAGGAAGAGACGUGAGAGAAGGGUACAACAAACGACAAAGAAAGUCUAAAUCACCGCAUCGGUGGUCCUCAACCGGCUGUGCUCAUCAAAAACCAAAAUGAUUUAUUGCAAAGUAGCGCAACAUCUUUCAAAUCAAACACUGAAAUGCACGAAUUAAUCAGAUCAAAAUUGGAUUGAUGUAUUUGAAUUGCACAUAAAGCCUCCAUCCUUUUAACAAACUUAACGUGCUGCAUAUAUAUCAAACAUAAAUUAAACAGAUAAGAUUUCUGCAACCGGGUUUAUACAUUUAUUAUUAGUAAAUCAAAUUUGGUUUAAUAUUUUAACUAAUUAAAUAUAACUUGUUCCAAUAUUUUUUGAACCUAAACUAAUUUUUAAAUAAAUGCAUCCUAAAAAAUAUAAUAUUAAGUAAAAUCACAUACAUGCUAUGCUGCUUUAGGGAAGAAAUAUUUUUUUACAUUUAGUUUAUUCGCUUGCUUUAAUCAGUAUAAUCCAAAUCCAAAAUUAUGAACCUGCUGUGAUCAUUUAUGCAUCGCAUUAAGUGUAUUACUUCUUUAAAACGGUGCAAUCCGGAAAGAUGGAAAUUAUAUGCAAUUUAAGCAAAAAUAUGAAAUUUAAACUGAAAUAUUUUGCUAAUGCAAUAUUAAGGUAGCUACAAGGCAUUAUGCACUGUAUGAUUUCACGAUGCAUUAUAAUACUCAUCUAUUGUUUUUACACCUUAAUGCAUUACAAAAGCAACGCACGAACCUUCAAAUUUUAUAAUGCAUUUUAAUUUUGGUUGCAAUUUUACAGUUAGGUUGAGUUUCUGAAAACAUACAGUAGACUUUGAAUACCUUAAUAAAGGCUACCUAGGUUUUAUGUUGUCUGCGGCCAACGGGUUGAGAACCACCGCACCGGUAAAGCGAGUUCUCUGAUGGCUUUGAGCCGUUUUGCACUUUAUCUGUACCCACAAUCGUCCCUCAGAAAGCUUUAGGAGCAGAACGCAAAGGGUCUGUUCAACAGGGUUCCCAGAAUUCUCCAGUCCUAUCAGAGGUCCGUUUCCCCCGCGAGUGCCUCGGAAAGCUUCUCCUCACCUCACUGCCAGAGAUUCACGGAGGCACAAAUCACGGCAUUCGCUAGAGACUCAACUCAGGACCAACUGGACUUCAGGCGGUUUCAGGACAAAGCUUCAGCGUCGCCGUCGAGCUUCAGGCCCGUCUUCUGGGCCGGUUUUGGGGAUGAAAUACGAGAAUAUCGCAGCGUAACGCGAAUGUCAUGAAUCGGUCCGUUUGGGCCUGAAUUAUAGAUCUGAACGCUGCCACUUUAAAACCAGAAACAGCUAGUCGCUCUGCUCUUGGGUUCAUUCACAAAGGCAUUUUAUAGAUAAAAAAACUAAUGAAUAAAUCAAAUAAUGAAUGUAAUUAACAGAUAUUAUAUAAAAUGAACUUUCAGCAGCUGCUUAGAUUAAAAAAAAAAAAAAUGCAUAAAAGCGCGCAACAUAUACAAAUGACAACGCAACAGGAAAUUAGCAGCAUAAAUGCGUCGUGGCUGUUUUAUCAAACAUACCUGCUUGUUUUUUAGCACAUUUCUGGAGAAAACGUCCUUGACGGUGAACGCCAGGCAGUCAAUGAACCGAAGAGCAGAGCUGUAACUUAUAGAGCGCAUCGAAAAAAAAAGGUUUACACGCGUACGAACAGUAGAAAUCAGAGACAGGCGACACUCACCGUUAGAAAAUCUCAGUCCUCAGAGACGCACUGAAACCGCGGCUGUGUUCAGAAUAAAAUCAGCUGCUUUCUAAAGGACGACUAUCGCCACGCUGCAUGCAGAACGUACUGCUGCAUUCGACUUCUUUUUUCGACCAGUUCGUUUGUCACACUGUAAAGGGAAGGUCAAGUCAAGUGCAUUGCAUUGUGGGAUACAGUAUUCGGUCCAGUGAGUAGUGUAUAGCUGUAAUGCACAUUCUGGCUACUGUAGUAGCUGUACAAAAAAAGACACUGCAGGCGUAGUAUGAAUACACUCAGAAAAAAAGGUAAAAAAUUGUCACAGUGAGAGGAAAAACACCUUUAUUUACCCUUAAAAGGUAAAUGUUAGUACCUCAGAUCCUUUAACUUUUAGUUCUGUAGUAGGCUAGCAUGUUAUUUUGAACACAGCCCAGGUCAUUUCUAGUGUGUACUUCCUCCAGCCUACGAGAGCGAUUGUGUCCUGAUCGUGAGCUGUGUUUUCUGUCCUGUGUUCGGGGUGUGCGCGUGAGUGUGUGUGUGCGCGUGUGUGUGUGUGUGUGUGUGUGUGUGUGUGUGUGUGUGUGUGUGUGUGCGUGUGAGUAUGUGUGUGCGUGUGAGUAUGUGUGUGUGUGUGAGUGUGUGUGUGUGUGUGUGUGUGUGUGUGUGUGUGUGUGCGCGUGUGUGUUUGCGGGGGUUCAGUCAGCGAAAGUCGGGCAGAUUUUGAGCAAAGCUAUGCAGCCGUCUUCUUUCUCGCAGAGUUUUUGGUUUGGAAAAACCCAAAGAGCGAUUCGUUUUUUUUUUGUUUUGUUUUUUAUAUAUAUAUAUAUAUAUAUAUAUAUAUAUAUAUAUAUAUAUAUA